Messenger RNA from Colletotrichum chrysophilum, 413 nucleotides. It is a transcript of the gene CRN1, whose product is annotated as Coronin-like protein crn1. Lineage: Eukaryota; Fungi; Ascomycota; Sordariomycetes; Glomerellales; Glomerellaceae. The record is from RefSeq and is a predicted model, not a curated record. Gene Ontology annotation, biological process: actin filament organization. The annotation marks the transcript as partial. The transcript is spliced from 4 exons. Gene Ontology annotation, molecular function: actin filament binding.
AUGGCGGGCCGCUUUGUACGAGCGUCGAAGUAUCGACACGUCUUUGGAAAGCCGACUCGCAAGGAGUUCUGCUACGACAACCUUCACAUUAGCCGAAAUGCGUGGGAUACCAACCUGGUGAAGGCCAACCCCGAAUACCUCUCGGUCAAUUGGGAAGCUGGCGGCGGCGGCGCCUUCGCCGUCAUCCCCCUCGGCGAGAAGGGAAAGCUCCCCGACCAGAUCCCGCUGUUUCGAGGCCAUACCGCCACCGUCUUGGAUACCGACUGGAACCCCUUCAACGACCGCAUCAUCGCCUCCGGUUCUGAGGACGGAAAGGUCUUUAUCUGGGAGGUUCCCGAGAACUUCACCCUCUACACGGAUGCCGAGGAGCCCGGCCAUGUUUCUCCCGUCAGCAAGCUCGCCGGCCACUCGAG